CCACUGCCCCCGAACCCUCAAAUGAGGGUCAAGAAGGCACCAACGACAACAAGGCAUCUGAGACGCCUCAACCGCGCACCAUAAAUGUUUGUAUCGAUAGAGCAUCAGCUGCUUUCUCCUUCUGGUGCUGCGCAGGUCCCGACAAAGAGGAUCCUUCCGACAUGGCUGUCAUCACUGGCACCGACGAGUAUAUCGACGCUGAGGAAGACCAACAGGUUCCUAGAUGCGGCCGGGAUUGUGAAGAGUGUAAGGCUAGGAUCGAGCAUGCCCCAUCCUCCCAUGCUUUGCCACUGACCGAGGGGGCUCGAGUGGUCGUCCACAUC
Messenger RNA from Acaulospora colombiana, 323 nucleotides. NCBI's taxonomy places the organism in Eukaryota, Fungi, Glomeromycota, Glomeromycetes, Diversisporales, Acaulosporaceae. The record is from the annotation of a GenBank genome assembly.